Messenger RNA from Solanum verrucosum, 681 nucleotides. Its product is annotated as agamous-like MADS-box protein AGL80. The coding region runs from base 1 to 681 and encodes 226 amino acids. Gene Ontology annotation, biological process: positive regulation of transcription by RNA polymerase II. The transcript has a single exon. Lineage: Eukaryota; Viridiplantae; Streptophyta; Magnoliopsida; Solanales; Solanaceae. The record is from RefSeq and is a predicted model, not a curated record. Gene Ontology annotation, molecular function: RNA polymerase II cis-regulatory region sequence-specific DNA binding; DNA-binding transcription factor activity, RNA polymerase II-specific; protein dimerization activity.
AUGCCUAGAAAGAAAGUGAAGUUAGCUUUUAUUGAAAAUAGCACUGCGAGGAAAGUCUCAUACAAAAAAAGACAGAAAGGGUUCUUGACAAAGGCCCGUGAACUUAGCACCCUUUGUAAUGUUGAAAUAGCUGCCGUUAUCUAUAGUCCUUACCACAAUGAACCUAUGAUAUUUCCAAAUAAUGAUUUUGUUACCAACACCUUUACAAGGUUUCUAGAGUUGCCAGAAUUAGAGAAAUCAAAAAACAUGGUGACACAAGAAAAUUUCACCAAGCAAAGGAUCCAGAAAAUGGAGGAACAACUCGGAAAGGUAAGAAAGGAAAACAGAGUCAGGGAGUUCACAAACAAGAUGUAUGAAAUGUUGAAUGGAGAAGAUAUUCCUAACGGUAUACACGUUUACGAUCUCAACGAUCUGAGUUACGUGAUCAACCAAAACCUUAAACAGGUAAGCGAAGCAAUCAAAACAAAGGUCAAUGGAGAGGACCCCAUAUUAUCUACACCAGUGUUACCACAAAUGAACCCUUCAAUGAAUAAUCAUCAGAGUCCUGCAUUGUCUGAGAUGUUUGACUGGAGCGAUGAUCUGAUGAAUUUGGAGUGGAGUGAUUUGAUGACUUUACUUGAUGAGCCAUCUUUCAAUAACACUAAUGUUCAAGAUCCAAAUCACAACAACGAUAAUUUAUAA